This is a messenger RNA of Ambispora gerdemannii, 1384 nucleotides long. The record is from the annotation of a GenBank genome assembly. Lineage: Eukaryota; Fungi; Glomeromycota; Glomeromycetes; Archaeosporales; Ambisporaceae.
UACAAUACCACCAACAGAAAACAGCGGAAAACAACCACCAUUACGUCCUCUAUCACCAUUACGUCCCCUAUCACCAUUGCGUCCUCAACCACUAUCAAAUACUCAAAUACCAUCGUAUCCUCGGGCACCCUCAAAAGACGAUGGUAAGAAAAUUAAAAAAGGGAAUAAAAAGAAAAACUCUUCGUCAAAGAAAAAUAAAGGAUCAGGAGGACAACCAGAUGGAUCUGACUCAAGCUCCGAUUCUAGUUCUGAAUCUGACGAAGAACCAGAAAAAUCUGCAUUACCUGAAUUCCCAAAAAUAACACCCACCAACGCCACCCAUAUCGUUAAAGAACACAAGAUUCCAAUGUUUCGAGGGGACGACGACGAUGAAGAUCCGAUUGAAUGGCUUAAUGACCUAAUUAAGGUCAGCAAAGCAAAUGGUUGGGAUAGAGCAACAGCCUUACGCCAAAUACCAAUCGCAUUGAAAGAUAUCGCAGCAGACUGGUAUCAAGGACUGUCAAAUAAAAAGAAGACAGAUGUAGAUGAAUUUAUUAAGGCUUUCGCUAAACAAUUCUCCGAUACGGCCACUACAGCCAAAUUACACACAAAGAUCGCGACAUUAAGAAAAGAGGAAAGCGAAAGUGUUGCCCAGUAUUACGGCAAGUUCACAAAAUUAUUACGACGAGCCGACCCGAAAAAUAAGUACUAUACCAUCAAGCAAAAAGCUGAUCUAUUUAUUCGAGGCCUAGAUAAAAAACUUCAGAAAAAGGUUUUUAGCCCGAGAAUUAAAACGCUAGCUGAAGCUUAUAAAAAAGCAAAAGAAGCAGAGACAAUGCUUACUUAUAACGAAUUCUCCACUAGCAUAAAUGCUGUAUUGAACGGAGAAACGAAAAAUGCCGAUGGACAACGGAUAAGACGUUUGGAGAAGACCAUCCAAACAUUGAUAGCCGAACAACGGGAAGCGAGACGAGAAAAAGAUCAGACGAAGGAAGAAAUGAAAUGCCAUUAUUGCGGAAAGAGAGGCCACCUAAUCCGUGAAUGUCGAAAUAGGUUAUUCGAUCAAAGAAGAGAACGAACAACCAAUCAGAAUGGUCGAUUUAAUUCAUAUUCAACAUCGCGAAAUAACCAACAACCAUUCGUGUUAUAUCGAGAUCCAAGACUGCCAAUUAGGCAAGAUCAACGAGAUAACCGAAACAACCAAACAUUCCGAAAUACUCCAAUUAACCAAACGUAUAGACCAACAGAAAGAAGGAACUAUAAUCAAAAUAAUCGACAAAAUUACAAUCAACGACCAUCUACUCCUCGAAACAUACAGAGGACUUAUCUAAAUAUCGAAACAGAACAGGAAGAACUAACCACGGAAGAGUCCGAAGAAGAAUCCAACGAAUCUGAUGAUAGUUCG